Molecule: messenger RNA, 7398 nt
Organism: Myotis daubentonii (Daubenton's bat)
Lineage: Eukaryota; Metazoa; Chordata; Mammalia; Chiroptera; Vespertilionidae
Gene: TASOR
Product: transcription activation suppressor
Biological process (GO): negative regulation of gene expression, epigenetic; protein localization to heterochromatin
Cellular component (GO): nucleoplasm; heterochromatin
Molecular function (GO): chromatin binding
Source: RefSeq, a predicted model, not a curated record
AUGGCGACUGCUGCGGAGACGGAAGCCACUCCGCCGACGACCUCGAGCUGCGAAAGUGGCGGCGGCGGCGACGAGGAGAUGAAGCGGGCCCUUCCGCAGCCCGAGUCUUCCCCACAAAAUGGCGGCGGCGGCGGCGGCCCCAGCAUCUGGGAGCCCAGCGGCGGCGGCGCCGCGCCCGAGGAGACGGCGACCGAGGCCACCGCGAGCGUCAGCCAAGAGCAGCCUCGGGACUCGGCUGAGGCGGGCGCGGCCGCUCUCCCCAAAGGCCCCGAAGAGCCCGAAAGACCCGUUAGGAGGAUUUUUCAGAUCCCCAGGAAGAGCAGAGAAAAGAAAGCACUUUUUCAGCCAUUAACUCCAGGAUCUCGUGAAUUUGAAGAUGUUUUAAAUAUUCUCCAUUCAUCUUACCUUGAACCAACCUCAGUAACAAAUUUUAACUACAAAUGUGCUUGCUUGGUACAUAAUGAGCUUUUGGAAAAGGAGUUUACAGAAAAGCGAAGAGAACUGAAGUCUGAUGGCCGUUCAGAUAAAGAACUUUCAGAAUCCUAUGCAUUUUUGAUGGUUGAUCGCUAUCAGGUUCAAAGCAUAUGUGAAAAAGGACUACAGGUGGGCCAGUCCAAAAUAACAAUUCUUGGCAGUCCUUCCAUGGGUAUCUAUCUUUCUAGGUAUCCUGAUUUGUUACAGGCUAAUCCUUUGGAAGCUGGGACAGUGGGUGAUGUUGUUAUUUUUAAAAUAAUGAAGGGUAAAAUAAAAAGUAUAUAUGACCCCAUGGGUGUAAAAAGUUUGGAAUCUAAAAGUGCUUUGGAUCCAACACCAAAGCAUGAAUGUCAUGUGUCGAAGAAUGCCAAUAGAAUUACAUCACUUUUGGCUUACCGAGCCUAUGAGCUUACUCAAUAUUACUUCUAUGAGUAUGGCUUUGAUGAACUAAGGCAAAGACCAAGACACGUGUGUCCAUAUGCAGUUGUGUCUUUUACUUACCAAGAUGAUAUACAACCUCCGAAGUUUGUACCUUCAUUAAGAUCUAACAGCUUUAAUGCAGAUAGAAACACAGAUAAAUUUCACUACACAUUGUGGAAAGGACAGCUUUUAAAUAAAGGAAAGCUUUUGUGCUAUAUUUCUCUGAGGUCAGCCACUCGUGCUUUUUUGCCUAUCAAACUUCCUGAGAAGCUAGAUGUUGAAACAGUUAUGAGUAUUGAUCAUCUGAAACAGAAAAUUCCUCCAGCGCUGUUUUACAGGGAAGCAUACUUCGGUUCAAAUGAAGUUUUGAAGAAUGGAAUGUACUGCAGUCUUUAUGAAGUUGUAGAAAAGACAAGAAUUGGAAGUAACAUGGAGAGUUUACUGCAAAAACUAGAGAAAGAAAAACUUGUCCUGGUUAAACCUUUGGGAGACCGAGGAUACCUUUUUCUUCUCUCUCCUUAUCAAAUGGUUUCUCCAUAUGAACAUCAAACUGCCAGAUCUCGAAUCCUACAUGCUUUGUUUCUAUUUCAAGAACCUAGAGGCAUAGUUACUUCACAAAAAGGUUCAACCAAUGUAGCACCAGCACAAAAAGGUUCAACCAAUGUAGCACCACCAGAGAGACACGAGAGCAUGCCAGAUAUAUUGAAAAUAACUCAGUUUUUACAGUUUGCUUUGAUUCGGUGUCGAAAGGAAUUAAAAGAUAUAAAUAGUAUAAAUUUUCAUUCUGGUGUUGAAAAGUACGUAAGUGAGUUUUUUAAGCGAGGUUUUGGUUCAGGUAAACGAGAGUUUAUUAUGUUUCCAUAUGAUUCACGAUUAGAUGAUAAAAAAUUCUUAUACCCAGCUCCAAGAAAUAAAUCCCAUAUUGAUGAUUGUUUGCAUACCUAUAUUUUUCGGCCUGAAAUGUAUCAGUUACCUAUUUGUCAGUUAAAAGAGCUAUUUGAAGACAAUAGAAAACUUCAACAGUUCGGUCAACUUUCAGAUUAUGAAGGCCACGAAGAAAUGAAUGGCACAAAAAAGAAAUUUGGGAAACGAAAUAACUCAAGGGGUGAGACUAUUAAACCUGGAAAGCAGAAGUCAUCUCACUCUUUGGAUCAUGAUAAUGAUAGAUUCAAAGAAUUGAUUAAUUUGAUUCAGUCUAGGAAAAAAAAUGUGGGUGGGGACUCAGACACAGAAGAUAUGAGAAGCAAAACUGUCUUGAAGAGGAAGCUUGAGGAUCUACCUGAAAAUAUGAGAAAGUUCGCCAAAACCAGUAAUUUAGCUGAAAAUUGCCAUCUGUAUGAAGAGUCUCCACAGCCCAUUGGCUCACUUGGGCAUGACACUGACUUGCAGCAGGAGGAUACCUCUAACUCUGGUGUUGCUGGAAUCCAUAGGCUGUUUAAUUGGCUAUCAGAAACACUGGCAAAUGCACGCAAUUCGGAUGCAUCCCUGACCGACACGGUCAACAAAGCCUUAGGAUUGAGUUCUGAUGGUGCCUAUGAAGAGCUGAGGCAAAAGCAUGAAUAUGAGUUGAAUUCUAAGCCAGAUAAGAAAGAAUAUGAGCAGCUUACUUGUGCAAAAAUUGAAAAUGCUCAUUUUAAGGGCACUCAGAUCCCAUUGUUAGAAGCUAAUACAUCAUCUGUAAAGUAUCCUAUUGCUCUUUCUACCAGUGAAGUAGGCACUGACCAUAAACUACAUUUGAAAGAAGAACCAAAUUUAAUUAGCAUGAAUAGUUUUGAAGAUUGCAGUUUGUGUCCCACCAUUCCCAUUGAACAUGGAUUCCAUAAACAAUCUAAGUCUAAUAAUGUUGAAGAGACUGAAAUACAUUGGAAACUGAUUCCAAUUACAGGAGGGAAUGCAAGAAGCCCAGAAGACCAGCUGGGGAAACAUGGUGAAAAACAAACGCCAGGUAUGAAAUCACCAGAAGAACCACUGGUGUAUCUGCCACCACAGGAGACCUUUCCUAACGACCCCCGGGUAGUAAGUAGACAGAGAAGUUCUGAUUACCAGUUUCCAUCCUCUCCAUUUACAGACACACUAAAGGGCACCACUGAGGAGGACGUGUUAACAGGUCAGGUGAUGACAGUGGAGGAGCAGUGUGUGCCAGCAGCAGAGCCGCCUGCAGUGAACGAAACCACAGAGAGGACAGUGUUAGGAGAAUACAGUCUCUUUUCUAGGAAGAUAGAAGAGAUUUUGAAGCAAAAGAAUGUUUCAUAUGUCAGUAGAAUUCCCACACCUAUCUUUUCAACACAAGAGAAGAUGAAACGACUUUCUCAGUUCAUGUAUUCUAAGACUUCCAAAGCUGGUGUACAGGAGUUUGUAGAUGGCUUGCAUGAGAAACUAAAUUCUAUUAUUAUCAAAGCAUCAGCCAAGGGUGGGAAUUUGCCACCAGUCAGUCAUAAUGGUUCUGGUACUAAGAUAGCAUUGAAUCCUCUAGGAAGAAAUGUCAUACCAGUUUCCUCAAGUGACUUCAGUAAACACCUUGAACCACUUUGUAGUGAUACUUUGAAAGACACCAACUCUAAUGAGCAGCAUUCUUCUUCAACUUUGGGUUUAACUGAAGUAGAAGUGAACCAGCCACACCAUGCCACGGAGCUAAUGGUGACUUCUGAUCAUACUGUACCUGAUGAUACUGCUCAGGAACCAGAAGAAAAAGAAAGAAAAUCACCCAGUGAUGUAGACAUUUCUGCCCAGCCAGCUCUUUCAAAUUUUAUAAGCAAGUUAGAACCUGAAGUAUUUAACAGUUUGGUUAAAAUCAUGAAAGAUGUCCAGAGAAAUACUGUGAAAUUUUACAUUCAUGAAGAAGAAGAGAGCUUGCUCUGUAAAGAAAUAAAGGAAUAUCUUAUCAAGUUAGGCAAUACAGAAUGUCAUCCAGAACAGUUUUUGGAAAGAAGAUCAAAAUUAGAUAAACUAUUAAUUAUUAUUCAAAAUGAAGACAUUGCAGGCUUCAUCCACAAGGUACCUGGCCUGGUGACUUUAAAGAAGCUCCCUUGUGUUAGUUUUGCUGGUGUUGAUAGUCUGGAUGAUGUUAAAAAUCAUACAUACAAUGAAUUAUUUAUAUCUGGAGGUUUUAUUGUGUCCGAUGAAUCCAUUCUAAAUCCAGAAGUUAUCACAAUUGAGAACCUUAAAAAUUUUUUGACAUUCCUCGAAGAACUUAGUACUCCAGAAGGAAAAUGGCAAUGGAAAGUCCACUGUAAAUUUCAGAAAAAACUUAAGGAACUGGGAAGGUUGAAUGCUAAAGCUCUAAGUCUGUUGACGCUUCUGAAUGUCUAUCAGAAGAAACAUCUGGUUGAAAUUUUGUCUUACCACAAUUGUGAUUCACAAACACGAAAUGCUCCAGAAUUGGACUGCCUUAUCAGACUUCAGGCGCAGAAUAUACAGCAACGACACAUAGUCUUUUUAACGGAAAAGAAUAUCCAGAUGCCCUCCAAUUAUACAGAUAGUGGAAUAGUAGUUGCAUCUGCUGAAGCUUUUAUGCAAAACUUUAAAAAUCUCGUGGGCUAUCACAACUCAGUCACAGAAGAAAACCUUCCACUGCUUGGUGCUAAUGAGACUCUUGAGUCGCAGUCAGCUCUUUUAGAAAACGAUGAAAAGGAUGAAGAGGAUAUGUCUCUGGAUUCAGGGGAUGAAAUCUCAAAAAUAGAAGUGUACAGCAGUUCAGAAAUAUUGGCGAAAGAGACCAAAGGAUCACGUGGAACAGAUCAAAAUAAGAAUAUUCAAAUUGAGUUGCAAUCGUCUCUUGACGUGCAAAAAAGUUUAUUAGAAGAUAAGACUUAUCAAAUUGAUUCUGAAGAGAGAGCUUCUGCUGAUGCAAGCUCUGAAGGACAGAACAACAAUUCAGCUGAACAAGAUUCAUAUAGCAACUUUCAGGUUUAUCAAAAUCAAUUAAAUAUGUCCCAUCAGUGUAGUCAUUUUAAUGUUCUCACUCACCAGACAUUUUUGGGAAUACCAUAUGCCCUUUCAUCGAGUCAGUCUCAAGAAAGUGAAAAUUACUUUUUAUCUGCUUAUACUGAAAGCUUGGGGGAAAAAUGAUUUUGCAGGCCAUCUUCAAAAGAGAAAUAGUUACAGUUAACUUUUUUUUACAUAGGUUGUUAAUGGACUUUUUUUCUGUUUCUUAAAAGUGAAUUAACAAUUUAUAUUUCAUUCUUUAAGCAAGAGGUUUCUGUCCUUUCUCAAAUGUUUUUCCCCCUCUUAUUUAAAUCAUGAUGGCCUGUUACAGUUAAAGCAUAUGAAAAUUGAAAUAAAUAUAUAUAUAUAUUUUUAACAUAUAUUGUACUUGAAUUAUCUCAUGUUGGCACUUUUUAAGUUUUAUGUUUGUAUGUUAUCUGUACUUUGGCUUCAAAUUGAAGUCGUUUAUAUAUAAAACAAGGUGUUUGCAAAAGGAUAGUGAACAGCAAUGGCUUUCCUCUAUUGUUAGAUGAUACCAACUACUUUUGCUGAAAUGAUGUAUCAACUAUUUAUUUUCACUUAAGCUUUUGUAUAGUGUUUUUACACAGGUAUAAGCCAGUGAUAUUAAUAUUUACAGGAUUUUGGCUCAAUACCUCACGAUUUAUCUAACAAUUCCGUUUCAUUUUUAGAUUAUAAACUAUGUACAUAAGACUUAGGCCUUAAUACCAGGCAGCAUUAUUUUUUAUCUUCUGGCAUGUUGCUAAAAUUCUGGUCAACCUAUUAUUUUAGAGUACUUGGUAAUUAUUUCCAGUGCUUAUGUGACCCUUGACUUAUCCUAAUUCAAUUUCAAAAAAUAGGUUUAUUAAAGGCACUGGACAAUUUGGAACAAACCCUUUGCCUAUACAUUUAUAAACUGGUAGUCUUAGAAAAGAAGUAUCUUUUUGAGGUGGUAAGUACUUUAAUGCUAGAUUAAAAUAACUUUUUAAAUUCACAGAUAAAGUAUGUGGUGGAGACAAAUUUUAAACCCAUAGCUAUUGCCAAUAACUGCCUCUCCAUUACUAAUGCAAACUUGUAAAAGUCAUAAAAGUUGGGAUCUAUUAAACCAGACUUUUCCUUUGGCACUUCAAAAGAAGACCUUUAAAUGUUUUAUAGAGCAAAAUACAUAGGUGUUUAAAAAGUGUGGAACAACAUUGUCUAUUAACAGAUUACAGACUCCAGGCUGUGUUAAGGUAAGUAGGAAUGUGUUUUUAUAGGACUUAAUACCCAGAUUGUGACAGAGCAGAAAAGUGUUUUAUUGUUAAAAAAUAAUUAUAUAUACAUAUACAGCAUUUUACUACAGAAUAUACAAAUUUUAAAUAAGCAUUUAAAAAUAAAUCUAGGCUAUUUGAAAAAAUACAGUUAAGCAACGAGGACAUUUUAUAAUUUGGAAGACAAAUGUGAAGGAUUUGAUUUUCUAUAUUGAAAAUGAAGAACUAAAGUUAUCUUCUUGAUUGGCAGCUAAAGGCAUGAGAUUAGUUUCCAACUCCCUUUGCUUCUGGAGAAGGCCCUGAAAUCACAUCGAUAUGUUAGUAAGGUGUGUAGCUAUUACAAUAUUUGAAGAUUAUAUUUUUAGUAUAGAAACAAAUAGGGAUGACUUUAUUCUUAAAGUCAAUAUAAUUAUGGGGCUGAAAUUCCCCCCUUUCUGUCCGCCAAAUGCUCUUAGUGCAGUGAUGGCGAACCUAUGACACGCGUGUCAGAGGUGACACGCGAACUCAUUUUUUUGGUUGAUUUUUCUUUGUUAAAUGGCAUUUAAAUAUAUAAAAUUUAAAAAAAUUUCUAUAUGUGACAUAGUACCAGAGUUAAGUUAGGGUUUUUUUCAAAAUGCUGACAUGCCGAGCUCAAAAGGUUCGCCAUCACUGCCUAGUGUUUAGUGGCUAAUACAAAACCCUGCUGAAAUAAUAUGGGGAUGAAUGUGUACAUCAUAUUCCUUCAUCCUGACCUGUCUCCACAAAGUAGUUUUAGGUAAAAAAUCUAAAUCUGUAUGAAACCAAACCUAUCAUUUAAAAAAACAGAACAGUUUUCUUCAUAAUCCUGUGUUAGUAAGGAUUAUUUUCUAGGUCUACAGAAAGAACUAGUAAGCAAUACUUGAGUCACCAAUUUGCAAUGCAAGAGGCAUUGCUGAUAAAUGACUUAACAUGGAAAAAGGCAUUCCUAAAAUGGCAGUGUAUUUUCCCCAAAUACAAAAGGCACACUGUGAAUCAAAACAGCAGAAAAAAAUUUGCGAGCCUUUUUUUUUUUUUUUUUACCUAAAAAAGAUUAGAAUUCACAUAAUUGGUCUGGGAUAAAAAGUAGUCUGAGUAAGGUUAUACAUAUAAUUUCAUAUUGCAUUCUAUUCUUUGGGACUUGUGUCAAUGUUCAAUUCUAAACACUGCCAACACAUCCACUUUUUAAAAAGUGUGAACUGCAUUUCUAAGAAUCUCUUAUACCAUAAUUGUAUAUUUAUUUUCUGCCUUUGGUUUUAGGGCCUUAUUGAUUGGUCAUGUCUUACAAUGUAUGAAUUUGUUUUUCAUUCAAUAAAAAUGUCUUAAUAUUUGAACUGUA